UAAUCAAAUCAAGCUUCUUCCUCUCCUGUCUCCACUACUACCCUUUCUUCCUCUCAUCAACGUGCAUUUCUACCCUUACAUUACAUUAUAAUUUCAACUCUUCCAUUUCUCUCUCCAUCUUCAUCAAACCAUAAUCAUCCAUGGCGCCCGACCGCGCCAUCAUCUCUACCCUCCUCCUCCUCCUCCUCCUCAUACUCUCCCUCUCCUCAGCUCAACCACUCACCCGAAUCCGCCCCAAAAGCCCACCCGCAGACGACGAACUACCCCCCGCACCCGCACCCGCCCCCUCCUCCGACCUCUGCAAUGGCAUUUGGCUAUCCUACACUUUUACAUCCGGCAAAAAAAUCCACCCUAUAAAGAAACUCCCUAAACAGCCUUACAGCUUCAAAUCAGAACUCACCAUUAUUAACAACGAUGAGGUUGCGCUUAAGUCAUGGGAAGUGUAUGUUGGGUUUCAACACGAUGAGUUCCUCGUUUCCGCCUCUAAUGUUGUCCUUGCUAAUGGAUCGAGUCUUCCGGGUCUUGUGGGUGAAGGUACGGUGUUUGCCGGGUACCCGGUUGCUAAUCUUAAGACAGCGAUUCAAACUGCUGGGGAUAUGGAUCAGAUGUCGGUCAAUGUUGAGUUUGAAGGGACACAAUUUGGGGUUGUUCCUCCUAGAGUUCCUUUGCCUCAUAAUAUUUCACUUGUUAAUGAUGGUUAUAUUUGCCCUAAACCUGUUCGUGAAGGAAAUGUCACUUUAAACACUUGUUGUGCCCGAGAUCCAAAAUUCAAAGCGAAGAUGACCAUAACUGAUGACUUUUUGCCUCGGAAAAAUGGUGAUCUGACAAUCAUGUAUGAUGUGACAAAGUCUUACACAGGGAGUUACUGGGCUCAAGUGACUAUGGCUAACCAUAACCCUUUAGGCCGUCUUGAUUAUUGGAAGUUAAGCUGGAACUGGAUGCAAGGGGAAUUCAUUGUUGACAUGAAAGGAGCUUAUCCUGACGUUGUUGAUGCAAAUGAUUGUAUUAGUGGCCCCCAAGCUGCACAAUACACAGGCCUCGAUUGGUCCACUGUGCUGAAUUGUCAAAGAAGGCCAACACUCGUUGAUCUUCCUCCUCAGUAUGCUAACGACACCCUCCUUGGAAAGAUACCAUAUUGUUGCCGUAAUGGUACAAUUUUGCCACAAGGGAUGGAUGAAAGCAAGUCCGUCUCUGCAUUCCUGAUGCAUGUUAAUAAAAUGCCGCCACAGAUGAACCAAUCUUUAAUAGACCCGCCCCAGAACUGGCAGAUCAAAGGAAUUCUCAACCCGAAUUACAAAUGUGGACCGCCUGUGCGAGUCAGCCCAAGCGAGUUCCCAAGCCCAACGGGUCUACCAAUAAAUACGACUGUUUUUGCCAGCUGGCAAGUUGUGUGCAAUAUCACCAAACCUAAGAAUGCUGCUCCUAAAUGUUGUGUCUCAUUCUCAUCAUACUUCAAUGACUCUAUCGUCCCUUGCAAAACUUGUGCUUGUGGUUGUCCUACAUCUACUGGUAAGACCUGUAGUACAACUGCACCAGCUAUGUUUCUUCCACCUGAGGCUCAGCUACUACCAUUUGACAACCGUACUAAGCUAUCCGUUGCUUGGGCCCGACUAAACCACCGGUCUAUACCAAACCCACUUCCGUGCUCAGAUAACUGUGGUGUUAGCAUCAACUGGCAUCUAUUCACAGAUUUCAACAAAGGAUGGAGUGCAAGAGUCACAAUCUUUAACUGGGAAGAAACAGUGUUUGCUGACUGGUUUGUUGCUGCUGAAAUGAAAAAUGCAGCUGCUGGUUUUCAGAAGGCUUACUCAUUUAACGGUACUGUUAUGGGUGAGACCAACACCACCAUUUUCAUGCAAGGUAUUGAGGGAUUGAACUAUCUUAUGGGCGAGACUAAUGGCACCAGACCAAUUGACCCGCGGGUUCCUGGUAAACAGCAAUCGGUUCUUUCCUUUACCAAGAAACUUACCCCGGGAAUCAGAGUUGCAGAGCGAGAUGGUUUCCCUACCAAAUUUUACUUCAACGGGGAAGAAUGCUCACUUCCCAGCAUAAUUCCUAUCAACAGCGCGUAUAAGAAGGGUCCAUUGACAAUAAUUUCUGUUCUUAUCGCGGCUUUGGUUCUCGUGUUUAUUCAGUAAUGACGGAACUUUGAGAAUCUGCGCAGAUUUUUGUAGCUGCUGCUGCUAAUUCUUUCAUUCUUUUGUGAUUCGGUCAAUAUAUGCUGACUGUUGGCUUAUGUGACUGAACUGCAACCACAGUUUAACUGCAGAAUGCUGAUAGUAGCAGGUUCAGUUGAAACUUGAAAGAGUAUAUGUGUAAUGUUACUGAUUGCUAGCUAAUUAGAUUACCGUAGUACAUAAUAUAUUGGUAUACAAACAUGUGAAACAUAUUGCUGUAAUUCUAAAUUCGGGUUUUUAUGUAUCAUUUCUUCAUUUCUGACCAA
This is a messenger RNA of Spinacia oleracea (spinach), 2443 nucleotides long. RefSeq names its product COBRA-like protein 7. NCBI's taxonomy places the organism in Eukaryota, Viridiplantae, Streptophyta, Magnoliopsida, Caryophyllales, Amaranthaceae. The transcript has 2 exons. The record is from RefSeq and is a predicted model, not a curated record. Gene Ontology annotation, cellular component: membrane. Bases 141 to 2138 code for a protein of 665 amino acids. Gene Ontology annotation, biological process: cellulose microfibril organization.